AUAAAUAAAUAAUAUGUUAUCACGGAGUCUUAUCUGCGAUUUUUGUGCGACGAUAAUAAAUAAUAAUAUUCUGAAUUUCUGAAAAUCUGAACAAUAUGAACGAUAAAUUUUGUGCUGUGCCUGUCGAGUGUCGAGUACUCAGUACUCACGACGUGCCGAACUGUUGAAUGCCCAUGACCGCCAAAUGCCAUCUGAAUGUGCUGCUCGUUGGUGUUGAAUUUUUGCCACCAGUUUAAAUUGCAGGUUCCAAAGUUUCUGCAAAAUCGUUUUCCUCUAUUACCAUUGCCAAUGUGGGUUUUUUACUGAAUUGAGUUGUUUGGUUUGUAUUAAACCAUUAAGUAUUUCUAUGCAUUCCAUAUUCAUUGGAUUUCUAUUACCCAGGAUAUGAUAUGGAGAAAACUCAAGAAACUGACACAGACACACUGAUUUCUGAUAUAAAUGAUAUUGCAAUACACGAUCCAGUAAUUAGUAAAUCUGUUACUGAAAAUGAGCCUGAACCAAGUAGUUCAGAACAGGGAAGUUCUUAUGAAAUUUUAUUUGAUCAACUUAAAGAAAAUAACAAACAUAUAUUUGUUUUAAGUACAGCUGGUAAACCUAUAUACACACGGUUUGGAAAUGAAAACCAAAUGGCCUCCCUUUUUGGCUUAAUGAUAGCUUUAGUGUCGGUGACCCAAGAUUCAAAUGACACAUUACAGUCGAUUUGUUGCGGUCAGACUCGAAUAGUGUUUUUAAAUAAAGAUCCUAUCAUACUGGUCGGUGUUUCCCAAUCUUCUGAGCCGAAUGACCAAAUUAAAAAACAAUUAACAUAUGUCUAUAACAAUAUAAUUAGUACAUUGACAUUAACACAGUUAAAAAAAAUCUUCCACAAUAGAACUAAUUUUGAUUUGAGGCGAUUAAUGAGUGGAUCUGAAAGAUUGAUAGACAAGCUUAUAACGUUUACUGAGACUGAUCCAGGAUUUUUAUUGGAUUCCAUUAGUUGUCUACAAAUGCCAUCUAGUAGCAGAGAUAAAAUAACACAAACCAUAUUGACACAAUGCAGUAAAAUAAAAAAUUUAGUAUUUGGUUUAUUGAUUGCUCAAAAACACAUUAUAUCGAUUGUACGUAUGAAAAAAUACUCGCUGCAUGUAUCCGAUAUUCACUUAAUAUUAAACCUAAUCAAUUCAACAGAAUCGUUUAAAACAGCAGAGACUUGGACACCUAUUUGUUUACCUACAUUUGAUUCUAGUGGUUACAUGCACGCUCAUAUAUCAUAUUUGGCAGAAGAUUGUCAAGCAUGUCUAGUUUUGUUAACAAUUGAUCAUAAUCUUUUUUUUGCACUUUCCGACGCCAAAAGAAAAAUCACAGAAAAAAUGCGUUGCAAUGAUUGUCUCCAUGAAAUCAACGAAGCUAUUAUUCGUCAACCCGUCAGCUUAGCACGAGCAAAUAUUACUGGACUACGGCAUCUUUUGUACAAGAACAAAAACCGCUCACAACACUGGUGCCCUCCAUUUACUUCUCCAUAUAAUACCAUCGCACUACAACAAAACCUCAUGUCAGUUUAUAGUUCAUUGAUCAGCCAAAUGAAUUUCCCUGGUCGUACAUUGAAAGUAAUUUUUCAACAAUUAACAGCUGAAACUAUGCUGGCUUGGGCAACUGACGAUGUUGAAUUGUAUAUGAGUUUUGAGCCACUAGUUUCUAAAGAAUGUGCGACAAAUGCCGUAACUAAACUAACUCAAUGGAUGAAAAAAGAAGAGGAUUCGUUGUUUAUAUUUAAUAUUCCCAUGUUUUAAAAUUAACUAUUAUAUGUAAUUGAAUCCAGAAUUUGUGA
This is a messenger RNA of Acyrthosiphon pisum (pea aphid), 1807 nucleotides long. RefSeq names its product vacuolar fusion protein MON1 homolog (gene Mon1). Gene Ontology annotation, cellular component: Mon1-Ccz1 complex. Gene Ontology annotation, biological process: protein targeting to vacuole; endosome to lysosome transport via multivesicular body sorting pathway. The transcript has 9 exons. Bases 390 to 1769 code for a protein of 459 amino acids. The record is from RefSeq and is a predicted model, not a curated record. Lineage: Eukaryota; Metazoa; Arthropoda; Insecta; Hemiptera; Aphididae.